UGCGACUUCUCUAGCUGUGGUUGCAGUUGGAGCGGAGGCUGCUUAACAGUUGGUUGCUAGGCUAUACGCUACUCGAGCAGCUUACAAAGCCGUCAGAUAAAUUUCGUACGCUGCCGUGUUAGAAGCUCGUGCUUGGACGCUUCUGCUAGUUACGAUCCAUAUCGAUCUGCUUCUAGGGCUCGAUCUGACAGCACAUAACUAACCAUCUCCGAUCAGACAUGAUUCAUGCGGGAUUUACUUUACCUUUACUGCUACUCCGGCUGCUGCUGCUGCUGCUGCUGCUGCUGGUCGGCGCUAGCCAGUCGACGCCAUCAAUAGUUGUCGGCCAAAAGGCCUUGAUUGUGUGCGGCGGCAGCUUGGGCUGCCUCAAGGGCAUCUACAUGCCGGGCUAUCAGAUCAAGCGCUUCGAGGCAUUUCUCGGCAUACCCUACGCCCUGCCGCCCCUAGGAGAGCUGCGCUUCAGUAAUCCAAAGGUAAUGCCCAAGCUGCGUGGCAUUUACAAUGCAAGCGUUGCCAAGGCGGACUGCAUACAGAAGAACUAUCUGCUGCCCACGCCGCUUAUCUAUGGCGAGGAGGACUGCCUGUACCUGAAUGUGUAUAGGCCGGAGCGUCGUUCCAGGCAGCCGUUGCCUGUCAUGGUCUAUAUACAUGGCGGUGGCUUCUUUAGUGGCUCUGCUGGGCCACAGCUGACUGGACCCGAGUACUUCAUGGAUUCGGGUGAGGUGAUCCUGGUCAGCAUGGCCUAUCGCCUGGGCGCCUUGGGUUUUCUGUCCACGCAGGACGCAGCUGUGCCUGGUAACUUCGGCCUCAAGGAUCAGCAGCUGGCGCUGCGUUGGGUGCAGCGGCACAUCAAGUUCUUUGGCGGCGAUCCACGUCGUGUGACGAUCUUUGGCCAGAGCGCGGGAGGCGUGGCCACGCACUUGCAUAUGCUGAGCGCCAGGUCGGCCAGCCUGUUCCAGCAGGUGAUCAGCAUGAGUGGAACUGCCAAUGUGCCCUUUGCCAUAGAGCUGGAGCCACUGCAACAGGCGCGUCGCACCGCCGAGCUCUGCCAGGUGGAGAAUGCCCAGAAUCUUAGCACGCCCAAGCUGGCGCGCGCUCUGCGCGCUGUCGAUGUGCAAACCCUGAUAAAUGCUGGGGAUGGUCUGAAAUUUUGGGACGUGGAUCACAUGACCAACUAUCGGCCGGUGGUGGAGCCCAGCUCCGAGGAGGCCUUUCUCACCGUCCAUCCAAAGCAGCUGCUGGCCGAGGGCAACUAUCAGCAAGUGCCCUGGCUGCUGAGCACUGUGCCCCAGGAGGGAGCCGUGCGCGUAGUCAACAUAAUGGAGAACGUGACGCUGCGGCAGGAUUUCAAUGGACGGUUCGAUGAGCUGCUUCAAGAGCUGCUCGAGCUGCCCAAGGAGUUCAGCGCGGAGCAACUGGCCCAAACUAUGCAGUUAGUGAUUGAAAAGUACUUUCACAAUACACACGAACUCAAUGAGCUGACUGUACAGGGCUUCCUCGAUCUCAUCUCCGACAGAGGCUUCAAGCAACCGCUAUACAAUGCCAUCUGGCAUCACUUGAGCAAGGUGCACGCUAGCCAGAAGCCACUGUACUUGUAUAGCUUCAACUACCAGGGCCCCGUCAGCUAUACCUCCGUCUAUACCAGCGCCAAUGUGGGCCCCAAAUACGGCGUCGUCCAUUGCGACGAUCUGAUCUAUCUCUUCCGUAGUCCCAUGCUCUUUCCCGACUUCCCGCGCAACUCCACAGAGGCGCGCGUUAUCGAAUCCCUCGUGGGCUACUUUGUGCACUUCGCCAAGUUAGGAAAACCCAGAAACGCGGAAACUCUGAGUCGGUGCACGGAAGCCGUUUUGAAGUCACGACCCGAAGGCAUCUGCGAUCAUCACGUGUUCGAAAAUGCGUCCAACGAUCCGGAACAAUUCGAGGUGAACGUUUCGCAAAAGUUUCGCUCGACAAGCGCCAAGUUCUGGAAUGAGAUACUAGAUGAGCCAAAGCGUUACUAAAACCAGAUAACCACAAAGCAAAGCAAAACAAAACAAAACAAAACUAAUUUAUUUAAUUUAAU
This is a messenger RNA of Drosophila hydei, 2062 nucleotides long. It is a transcript of the gene Jhe, whose product is annotated as venom carboxylesterase-6. NCBI's taxonomy places the organism in Eukaryota, Metazoa, Arthropoda, Insecta, Diptera, Drosophilidae. Bases 219 to 2000 code for a protein of 593 amino acids. The record is from RefSeq and is a predicted model, not a curated record. The transcript is spliced from 8 exons.